Molecule: messenger RNA, 390 nt
Organism: Botrytis sinoallii
Lineage: Eukaryota; Fungi; Ascomycota; Leotiomycetes; Helotiales; Sclerotiniaceae
Exons: 2
Coding region: 1-390 (129 amino acids)
Source: RefSeq, a predicted model, not a curated record
AUGCGUAUCACAACGUCAAUCCUCCUCGCAUUGAGUUCCAUGACAUCACUCUAUUACUCCACUAACAUCAGAACCGCGAUAAAUUUUAUAUCAGGCGCAGGUAGGUGCAGCAAGUCUUAUGGUUCAUUGGACGGUGUUUCUUGGGUGUAUUAUGCGACUGGUAGAAACUGUGACACAGCUGCAGAAGCCAAAACUAUCCAGAAAGCCAUCAAACAUCAGUUAACAAAUGGCAAUUCUCCGUGUUCCACAGAAUGUCUCGAUCUUACCCGCUCAGGCGCCUGGAGUGGCUUUCUCCUCAUUGGACCGACAAACAGCUUUGAUGGCACCAUGUACUGUGGGCCCAGUCUCUCUAUCGGAUCAUGCACAUCCGGAGGGAAAAAUGACUUAUAA